AUGGCUUAUACUUGCCCUUUUGCCCAGCGUGUGUGGAUCACCAGGAAUUAUAAGGUUCCAGCCUUGGAACAUAAUGGCAAAGUCAUUGGGGACAGUCUUCAUUUGAUUAAAUAUGUUAAUAGCAACUUUGAAGGGCCUUCCCUUUUACCCAAUGUAAGAUCUGUUGAAUUGUUUAGUGCUCUCAGUGAAGAUUUGGAUGGACCUGCAUCAGGUGCUGCUUCUGAUCACUUGGAGCAUGCUCUUACAAAAUAUGAUGGCCCAUUCCACCUUGGCGACGAGUUUUCUCUGGUAUCGUUUGAGUUUUUCUGCAAAAGAUCUAUGAACGAUUAUGACAUCACUGCCGGCAGGCCAAAACUAGCAGCAUGA
Molecule: messenger RNA, 366 nt
Organism: Hibiscus syriacus
Lineage: Eukaryota; Viridiplantae; Streptophyta; Magnoliopsida; Malvales; Malvaceae
Product: glutathione S-transferase L2, chloroplastic-like
Exons: 5
Coding region: 1-366 (121 amino acids)
Molecular function (GO): glutathione transferase activity
Source: RefSeq, a predicted model, not a curated record